GUUGUCACCUGUUCCGUGGAACAUGGUGAAAUUCUUAUCCCUCAGUUGCAGAAGAGUCAAUAUAGAUUGCAAACAACGCUUUGCAAAAACUACGUAUUUACCAAAUAUGAUGCCGUCCAGUACCAACCACUGCCUGAUCUUACCAGGAUCAAACACAGAAGUGAACUUCUUUCUUGUCGUUUAUACGUGCGCAAUCAUUUUAUUUAUUUUAAAAUCUGUUUACAAAAGAACAUUAUAAAUGAAAUUAACCCUAUAGCGUAGGCCUAUUUGCCAAAUAAAUUAUCUUCACCUUUUUCGAGAUGGACAUUGUAUUAUAAAUAGAUUAAAUAUUUAUAACAUUUGAAAUUAAAAUCUGAUUUGUAUAUUAUACACACUAACCUAUAAUAAUAUAUGCAUAUUGUCAUAUAUAGGACAUAUGCUAUUAUAAUUAUAAAUCCGCAAAUUAUAUACACAACAAAUAAUGUAAUGUUACAAUCAUAAUUCUAUAACAUCUCAAACAUAACGCAUUAUCUGUAAUGGCGUCUUAAACAUUUAGUGUAAAUUGAUUAUACUACAUAUAUAUAGUCAACUCGUCAAAAAAGGCAAGCCUAUAAAUCGUAUCAGACUGGUGGAGCUUGAAUGAAACUUGCAUGAAUUAAAUCAAAAUGAAAUGCGUGAAGAGAUUUUCUGAGAAAACAUCAAUUUUAAUUUUAAUCAGCAUAAAUUAACCAUGUAAAAUUCUGAGACGUUUUACUACGGCAUAGGGAGGAUCGACAUUUUGUUUAAUGUUUCAUACGGUUGUUUAUUCUUAUACUGGUUUAAUUCAACAUAUUCCAUUAUAAUAAAAACAAAAAAAGGGUAGCGUGUAAAGGAGCGCGUCUCCUUUUUACAUGACAAGUUGACCAAAAUAAAGCAAACAAGUGCUUAGUUUUCACUACAAAUGCCAGGACCAAGAACUCUCAAACACAGCAUUGAAAGAGCAUUUGGACAAAAUGCCAUGCUAAUGCUAAAUGGACUAUUGCUUAAGACUCUUAAAAAGAAAUUUGGUAUCCUUUGACCUGAAAUAAACUCACAGUUAUUAAUGAAGCAUAAAUACCCCUGCAAUUCAAAUUACAAUUAUCCUAAAUGAAAGUUAAUAUUUAGUUAAUCCUGGGGACAGCUUGUCAGGGAGAUUGGGGUCUUUCUUUAAUAAUGUAACAUUAAUGCGCGUUCCCCUUGUAAUUAUCUUUAUCAAGGUCUCUGCGCUUAACCUAGAUGUUUAAUAGAAAGAGGCGGAAUCAAAUGGAGUUGCGUAAAGCGGUUCUUCUAAACUUCAUAAAAUGUUACAGAAACAGCAGAGAACGAGAAAUGAUACUUUCGGAGAGUUAGUAAUUAAACGUAGGCUAUUUAAAUAUCUUUGAGUACAGUUUAUGAAUUGCCAGACUUCAUAUAUUUCAAAGUAUAGGCAUAUUUUUUAUUGAAAUUUUAUGCCAGUCGUAUGAAUUCCCUGGUUUUAUUGUUGUCUUAUAAUGUAAUUCUCGUCCAACGCCAGCUCUGACUACCGAAUUGGUACACUUGGCUUUAUUUUGGUGUUUAAGGCAUAAAUCAGAAAAUGACAGCAAUCUUUAAAGAUAUUAUUUCAGACUGUUUCUUGGUUUAGAUUUUAAUGCCCUGUGGUUUAUGCCCCACAAAAUCGAGAAACACUGGGUUUAGCAAAGCAAUGUGGAUAAGUGAAAUCUCUCAACUAGGGUAAAAAAGACUUCGAGAGAAAAAUCCUUAUCGGAUUUGAAGGAAAAUUGGAGGCAAUUAAUCCUUUGGGAUUGGAAAAGGGAAACGCCUUCCAUAGGGAUGACAGAUCUUUUUGAUCUGAUUGGUUACUGAAAUUACCCCCUUGGUUUGGCACGAGGAUAAAUGGUACCCCACAUGUUCUCUCCGGUUCCGUCAUACUUCGGUGCAGUAGUGUAAAUUCGAUGACAACCAUGACAGGAAAAGAGGAUAUCCCAGAUGUGAAGCCCAAAGUAAAGAUUUUAGCGCCGACUUUUGGAAUCGACAAAGCCAGACUCGGUGGAUCAGGCUUUAGAUCUAAAAGUUUCGCCAUCACCGAUCUCUUGGGUCUCGAGACGGAUCUUCAACCAAAUCAAGUGGUACCUGGAGUGGGAGGCAACGCUGAUGGCCAGAGUGCGGGCUUCGGGGGUUUUUCCUUUGCUGGAGGCUCCCUACCUCUCGGUUUAGGUUUUCUAUGUAAUCUGGCUGCCCAGCAGCCCCCUGGGACACCUUGCUUUAUGCCGAGCCACAUACCCCUACUCCAAUCCAGAACGGAGACUCAUUUCAUACAGAACCUGGACCAGCAGAGGGAAAACUAUUCUGACGAUGACUGUCUUUCAGUGGAUCGUAGUGACACAAAGAGUUCCGGAAGUUCACAAAAGAGGAAAAAGAGAAGACAUCGGACAGUGUUCACAUCUCAUCAGCUUGAGGAGCUGGAAAAGGCGUUUCAUGAAGCACACUAUCCUGAUGUGUACGCCAGAGAAAUGCUGGCAAUGAAAACCGAAUUGCCUGAAGACAGGAUACAAGUGUGGUUCCAGAACCGCAGGGCCAAAUGGAGGAAGCGGGAGAAGUGCUGGGGCCGCAGCAGCGUGAUGGCGGAGUACGGGCUGUACGGCGCGAUGGUCCGCCAUUCCAUCCCGCUGCCGGAGUCGAUCAUAAACUCUGCCAAGAACGGCAUGAUGGGCUCGUGCGCUCCCUGGCUGCUAGGAAUGCACAAAAAGUCAAUGGAGGUAGUUAAAAUUGUCCCCAGUACCCCAGAGUUAAACGGCGACGCAUAUGUGGAAGAAUCAAAGGGGAAAGACAGCGCCAUCGCGUGGCAAAAGCGAGGCGAAACGCCAGAGGACGGCGAAGAUACAGCCAUGGACCUGUCGCGCGCGUCUAAGCAGCAAAACAGAAGCACAUUGAGACUGUCACACACAUCUCCCAAAGACUCCGAGAGCGAUUCCGACGGCGAAAGCUAAAUACGGCGAGCCCGUUCUGCCGCUCUGUCUUACAUGGUUUUGUUUCAUUGUAAAUGUAAAUUGGUUUUAUAACUUAAAAUGACGUGUAAUGUUGUUAAUUCUAAUUUAAUCUGUCAGAAGCACUUAAAUCUGGCUUUAUUCAAGUUAUAGAAAACGUCAAAUGUCCUAAAAUACUUGUCGCAUUUAAUAUGGCUAAGAAUUUUCACGAAACAUUCGUCUUAUGUUCAUAAUGUAAAAUAAUUUUAUGUUUACAGCUAUGCAGUGUUAUGUUAUCGUCCAUCUGAUUUUGGUUUCCAUGAAGCAGGAAAAAAAUGCGAGAAGGACGAUUUUUCAGCACUUUAACAGUGUGGAUUUUGAAUGUGAAUAAGAACGUAAAUAAUAAAUAAAAUCAAACAACGAUACAUUUGUUAAGAUAAAACUACACUGCCAUUGCUUUUUGUGUAAUUCUAUAUUAUCGCUUGUCCAUCGCGAUACACCCACACACCACACCCACUGACAGUACUGUGCUGCUUUCAGUGAUAGGGGUUAUGGACGUAGCUAGAAUUUCUG
Brienomyrus brachyistius is the source of this 3512-nucleotide messenger RNA. It is a transcript of the gene vsx1, whose product is annotated as visual system homeobox 1 homolog, chx10-like. The transcript has 5 exons. Lineage: Eukaryota; Metazoa; Chordata; Actinopteri; Osteoglossiformes; Mormyridae. Gene Ontology annotation, cellular component: nucleus. The record is from RefSeq and is a predicted model, not a curated record. Bases 1929 to 2963 code for a protein of 344 amino acids. Gene Ontology annotation, biological process: regulation of DNA-templated transcription. Gene Ontology annotation, molecular function: transcription cis-regulatory region binding; DNA-binding transcription factor activity, RNA polymerase II-specific.